AUGCGUUGCGAGACGACUGAUCACGUUACGGACAAUUGCCCUCUAAUCAAUGGCGAGGUGGAGGCACAAGCAAACGCGAUAGGGUCCAACAACGGGGCGGGCCUAAACUAUGACCCGGUUGGAGAGAUCACCCCAACCUUCGAUAUGGAAAUCCGUCAGGGGGAGUGUAUGCGGAGAAAGACAAUCGGCCACCCCAAAUUUUUCAAAGAGUACGGGGUACCUGCCCAGGAAUACAGGGCGACCCCAUACUCGGACUGCAGAGAGAUAGCAACCAAACCGAAUUUUGUUACCAGCUGGAGCUUGUUGAUGAGGCCAAUCAUCUCAAACGUCACUGGCGAUCGAAAAUCUGAGAGAACUUGGGCGAAAUUGAAAUUCGAGGUCAUCGGCAUUUUUGUUUCGAAAAUCGAGAACUAUGGUGAGAAUCAAGCAUCAAGCUACAUGCUUUCACCUCUGAGGUCCGACGAGUCACUGCCGGCUUCGCCACCCAAAUCGUCGCCCAAUUCGCCGUCGGCUUCGAAAUCAGCGACCACAAUGCCGUAG
Messenger RNA from Striga asiatica, 540 nucleotides. Lineage: Eukaryota; Viridiplantae; Streptophyta; Magnoliopsida; Lamiales; Orobanchaceae. The record is from the annotation of a GenBank genome assembly.